GCUGCGCGCUUCACAUUGUCAGGUCAAUAAACGUGUUGAAAGCCGCGCGGUGAGUCAGUAUAAACUUGACCUUUCACCGAACUGCUGCUGGUGGGCUUUUGCAUUAACGCUGACCGUGACACACUGAAGAUUGAUAUUAUGGCUAAGUACGAAGAGAUUCAAGUCCAUGGUUACGAAGAAUUUUGCAAAGCUGUCUCUGAAAGAAGAGGAAAAGACAUCUUUGCUUACUUCAGUGGCGAUAAAGAUGACCAAGGCAAAAGUUGGUGUCCAGAUUGUGUAAAAGCCGAGCCGGUGGUGCGAGGACAGCUGGCACAUCUCCCCGCGGGCUCCGUCUUCUUAUACUGCCUCGUGGGCGCCAGGCCGUACUGGAAAGACCCUAAUAAUGAGUUUAAGAAGACUCUAAAACUCACCGGAGUUCCUACUCUGCUACGAUACGGCACACCUCAGAAACUGGUGGAGGAGGAGUGUUUCAAAGCUGACCUGGUUCGAAUGAUGUUCACAGAAGACUAGUGACUCAGAUGUGUGUAGUGGUGUUUAUGCAUACCGUAAAUUGCUUCUCAAAUUUGUUUACGUGCUUUUCUGUGAAAUUUUAUUCUUAUAUGUUCAUCUUAACUGCGUAAUGUUAACUGUGGGUUGCAUUGUGAAAUUAAAAUUAUGCAUUUAUGUGUACAUAAAAUGGACAAAUGCAGAAUGUUAAAUACAGACUCUGACCCUGAUCUAUACUAGCAUUCAUUAUUUUAAUAAAUGUAAUCUACGCAAA
Molecule: messenger RNA, 760 nt
Organism: Electrophorus electricus (electric eel)
Lineage: Eukaryota; Metazoa; Chordata; Actinopteri; Gymnotiformes; Gymnotidae
Gene: txndc17
Product: thioredoxin domain containing 17
Cellular component (GO): cytosol
Molecular function (GO): protein-disulfide reductase [NAD(P)H] activity
Source: RefSeq, a predicted model, not a curated record